Molecule: messenger RNA, 1123 nt
Organism: Nicotiana attenuata
Lineage: Eukaryota; Viridiplantae; Streptophyta; Magnoliopsida; Solanales; Solanaceae
Product: 40S ribosomal protein S3a-like
Exons: 7
Coding region: 111-896 (261 amino acids)
Biological process (GO): translation
Cellular component (GO): cytosol; ribosome
Molecular function (GO): structural constituent of ribosome
Source: RefSeq, a predicted model, not a curated record
CUGCGCCGCUUACUGAAACUAGGGUUUCUCAUGCGCAGCUCCUCUUAAGUAUCGCCUCAUCAUCCCCUUCCCCAAUACCCCCAAAGCAGUUCUAACCUCUCCUUCCCAACAUGGCCGUCGGCAAGAACAAGAGGAUUUCCAAGGGAAAGAAGGGAGGAAAGAAGAAGGCGGCGGAUCCGUACGCAAAGAAGGAUUGGUAUGACAUUAAGGCACCAUCAGUUUUUGAUAUCAAAAACGUUGGCAAAACCCUUGUUACUAGGACUCAGGGAACUAAGAUUGCUUCAGAGGGACUUAAGCAUAGAGUAUUCGAAGUGAGUCUGGCUGAUCUUCAAAAGGACGAGGAUCAGGCUUUCAGGAAGAUCAGGUUGAGAGCAGAGGAUGUGCAAGGAAAGAAUGUCCUCACAAACUUCUGGGGAAUGGAUUUUACAACUGACAAGUUGAGGUCACUGGUUCGCAAAUGGCAGACUUUGAUUGAGGCCCAUGUGGAUGUCAAAACUACCGACAGCUAUACUCUGAGGAUGUUCUGCAUUGCUUUUACAAAGAAGCGUCCAAACCAGCAGAAGCGUACCUGUUAUGCUCAGAGCAGCCAGAUCCGUCAGAUCCGUAGGAAGAUGGUUGAGAUCAUGAGAAACCAAGCAAGUUCAUGUGACCUGAAGGAGUUGGUUGCUAAAUUCAUCCCUGAAUCAAUUGGCAGAGAGAUUGAGAAAGCAACUUCAAGCAUCUUCCCCUUGCAAAAUGUUUAUAUUCGAAAAGUCAAGAUCCUCAAGGCCCCUAAGUUUGAUAUCGGCAAGCUGAUGGAGGUUCAUGGUGAUUAUUCAGAAGAUGUUGGUGUGAAGUUGGAUCGGCCAGCUGAUGAGACAGUAGCAGAGGCAGAACCCGAGGUUCCUGGAGCGUAGACUCGUUUCAUCCUUCUGAUGUAUGUGAUCGAAUAUGGUGAUAGUCUUUAGAGCCUCACAUUGUUUUAGUUGAGUUUUGUUGUGGCGAUCUCAAAAUUUUGCUUAUUGUUCUUUGCCUAUGUUUGUUUUAUACAUUAUCAUAGACCAAGAUAUGGUUUUUGCAAUUAUUUAUCAUAAACAAGGAUUACAUCUACUGCUAAUUAUCCCCUUUGUGCUUUUAUCUCACU